CUUUUCUCCAUCAAACUAUUACUUAUAAUAUCAAAAUUAUCAAAAUGGUUUCCAAGCUAGCGAACGAAACUUUACAACAUAUCUUUAGUUAUAUUGAAGAUGCUAGCGUAUUAUAUUCAAUAAUCCAAGUAAACCAUAAUUGGUGUGAGAAUGGUAUUAAAUUUUUAUGGAGUAAUCCCUUCAGAGACGAUAUUGAUAUAAUAAAUCAUACAAAAAUCUUACCUGUUUUAAUACCUUUCCUAAAAAAAGACAAGUUAUUAGAAAUUAAAAAUGGAAAUAAUACGAUGAUAUAUGAUAUUGGCUUGUUCGAUUAUCCUCGUUUUAUUACUCACUUAGACUAUAGUAGCUGUUUUAGAAUUGUCUUAAAGUAUUUUGAAAAUAACAAAGAAGAUUUUGAAUAUUUUAUAGAUUUUCUUGAAAAAAGAUAUUUUGAAAGAUCUGAAUCAACUUUAUUUCAGACUAUGUCUGAUGAUUCAGAACUAAGUAAAAUCUUAGUUAUAACUUUAAUUAUUUUAACUGUUAUAUCACAUGGAACACCAAAGAUCUUGUGGCUUAAAAUAGACAUCAAGUACAAUGAUAUUAAAAGAUUUCUAAAUGUUACUGAUUAUGACAGUGAUGAGGAAGAUGAUACUGAUGAUGAUGAGCGUAUAGAAGUUUCAGAGAUCAAAAGUCGCUAUAGAAUAAUUAUUAAUAUUGAAAGUUCUUUUUCUUGUUUCUUAAAUGCGGAUGAUAUCAAGGCAUUAUUUGCAAAUUUAAAAUAUUUAGAACUUGGAAAAUUAACUAUUAAACUUUCUAUUUUAGAAGUUUUAGCCAACAUUUGCAAACAACUAAAAACUAUAAAAAUAGAAGAACGUUAUUUUCAAUUGAUUAGAGAACCUCUUGUAGCAUUAAUAAAAAAUCAGAAUAAUCUAGAAAAUUUACGAAUUUCGGGAAUUGCUAACUCAUUAAAAUUAGAAUAUGAGGCAACAAUAUUUGAAAUAUUCUCAUCUUUGGAAUUAGUUGCUCGUUCUCUUAAAAAAAUCAAAAUACGUGGAAUACUUGUUACAAACGAUGAAACAUUUAAAUUCUUUGAUAAAUGUAGAAAUUUGGAAAUUUUAUCUUUGGAUACUACAUAUGUUACCUCCAAGAAUUUUGAAAAGAUUUCUUUAGCAGAAUUACCAAAGUUAUGUACUUUGAAAUUAUUUGAUGUUUGUAGCAAUGAAGAAUAUGACAGAAUAACAAAUCCAAUUCAAGCGAUUUUUCAAAAUAAAAAGAUAUCGCUAGAUUUGCGUGAACUCAGUCUAUUAAAUGAAUCUAUAGAAAAUCAUCAUCUUUUAGGAUCAAUUGGUGAAAAUUUUAGAAAUCUUAGUUUUUUUUCUACGCAAAUCACUGCAGAUAGUGAUAUUCCAUACAUAUUCACUAUCCUUAAUAAUUCUCCAAAGCUUGAAGAACUUCGAUUGGUAAUUCCAUUGCCAUAUACUUCUAUUGUUAAUACUGGAUUUAUCACUGAUUUGGUAAAGGUUUUACCAGAUCGAAUAAAUGCGAUUAAUUUUUUUAAUUUGAUUUGUUGCAUAGACAAAUAUAGAUACUUUUUAGAGAAUUGUACAGUAAAUCUAAAAUAUUUUCAUGUUGAUUUUUCGGUUGAUAUUAAUAAUUAUAAAGAAUUUGUAGAGUUUGCUAAAAUAUGGUCAAAGGAAAAAGGAAAAGAGAUUAAGAAUUGUCGGGAAAGUAGAAGAAAACUUUAUAUCGCGUGGAAAUGAAUUAUCAGCUGUGAUAAAGGACCGAUAUCACAGAUGCUAUAUAGCUGUUGCUGUAUUAGCAAAUUUCGAUACGAAAUAAAAAAAUUUUUUUGUAUAAAUUUAUUCAAGAAUUGUAUUUAAUGAUAUAAAUAGAAAUCAUUGUCUAUAAAAUGAUCGCGACGCCUGGGAGUCCAAAUUAUACUUCAAUUACCAUCGACUACUGUUGCGUACCUUAGUGCGUUCCCACUUAAAAUUAAAUAUUUUUACCUAAUACGACGAAAUGCGGUAAAAUAAUAGAUCAAUUUCGAAUUAGUGAUGAGUGAAAGACAUGGCAAUGAUAAGAAAAUGAAUGAUUAAAAGCAAAUUUCUAAUGUACUGUAUAUAAUAAAAAACGAGAUUGUGAU
Molecule: messenger RNA, 2122 nt
Organism: Rhizophagus irregularis DAOM 181602=DAOM 197198
Lineage: Eukaryota; Fungi; Glomeromycota; Glomeromycetes; Glomerales; Glomeraceae
Source: RefSeq, a predicted model, not a curated record